Molecule: messenger RNA, 4141 nt
Organism: Oncorhynchus nerka (sockeye salmon)
Lineage: Eukaryota; Metazoa; Chordata; Actinopteri; Salmoniformes; Salmonidae
Gene: jag2b
Product: jagged canonical Notch ligand 2b
Exons: 26
Coding region: 272-4045 (1257 amino acids)
Biological process (GO): cell communication; multicellular organism development; Notch signaling pathway
Cellular component (GO): membrane
Molecular function (GO): calcium ion binding; Notch binding
Source: RefSeq, a predicted model, not a curated record
UACAUCCUCAGGCGUGCUGUAGCUGGGAAACAUAUCAGUUGCUGUGGAGUGAUUUGACGGAGGUUCUUGUGGCUGGACCAUCACAACGCUGCGUCGGCUGCUUGCUACACACGCAUGUAGGCUAAUAUUUCGGUGAAUUUUGGAAAUAUACGGAGGAAAAAAAGCACGCUGUGAAUUUUGCAUGUCAGGAGCGGAGAACUGUGUCGCCGGUCAACGGCUCUUUUCCGUUUUGGAUCGUUUUUUCCCAAUGACAUACUAAUUAUUCGCAGGCAUGUGGAAUUGUACAAGGAUUACGAAUUGCCUCUCAAUACUGUGCCUCAUAUUGACGAUAUGGACGGAGGUGUCCAAGUGCUCUGGCUAUUUUGAGCUGCAACUGAUUACCGUUCAGAAUGUGAACGGUGAGUUGUCGGACGGGGAAUGCUGCGACGGCACAAGGAACUCACAGGAUCUGCGCUGUAGUCGGGACGAGUGUGAUACUUACUUAAAAAUUUGCUUAAAGGAGUACCAAACUGAGGUCACAACCACUGGCUCUUGCACCUACGGAGUUGGAUCUACACACGUUCUUGGUGGAAAUAUUUUUUCUUUUAAGAAUACGAAGAAUAACCAAAACAAAAUCAACGAUGCUGGCAAGGUUCUCAUCUCUUUUCAGUACGCAUGGCCGCGGGCGUACUCCCUCAUCGUGGAGGCCUGGGACUGGGACAACUCCACCCGCAACAAUGACGAGGAGCUGCUGAUUGAGCGGAGCAUCCACACAGGCAUGAUCAACCCUGGCGACCACUGGCAGACCAUCCAGCACGAUGGGCCCGUGGCGCGCCUCGAGUACCGCAUCCGUCUCAAGUGUGACGAGAACUACUACGGCAGCAAGUGCAACAAGCAGUGCCGGCCACGUGACGACUACUUCGGCCACUACCGCUGCGAGCAGUCCGGCAACCGCGUGUGCCUGGAGGGAUGGAUGGGCGAAGACUGCCAGACGGCGAUCUGCAAGCAAGGCUGCAACCUGUUACAUGGAGACUGCUCAGUCCCGGGGGAAUGCAAGUGCAACUAUGGCUGGCAGGGCCAGUUCUGUGACGAGUGUGUCCCCUACCCAGGCUGUGUUCACGGGACCUGUGUCAUACCCUGGCAAUGUAGCUGUGAGCGCAACUGGGGAGGCCUGCUGUGUGACAAAGAUCUGAAUUACUGUGGCAGACACCAGCCGUGCGUGAACGGCGGCACCUGCAUGAACACGGAGCCGGAUGAGUAUCGUUGUGCCUGCCCCGAUGGCUACUCUGGCAAGACCUGCGAGAUAGCUGAGCACGCCUGUGCGUCCGACCCGUGUGCCAACAGCGGCACGUGCCACGAGGUCCCUUCUGGUUUCGAGUGCCACUGCCCUCCGGGGUGGGAGGGGCCCACCUGCGCCAACGACUUGGACGAAUGUGCGUCCAGUCCUUGUGCCCAGGGCGGGACAUGCAUCGAUCUGGAGAACGGCUUUGAGUGUGUGUGCCCCCCACAGUGGGGUGGGAAGACCUGCCAGAUCGAUGCGAAUGAGUGUGUGGGGAAACCGUGUGUAAACGCUUACUCUUGCAAAAACUUAAUUGGCGGAUAUCACUGCGACUGCUUUCAAGGAUGGUCUGGACAAAACUGUGACAUCAAUGUCAAGGGCUGCCACGGCCAAUGUCAGAAUGGAGCGACGUGUAAGGAAGGGCCCAGGGGGUACCUCUGUCAGUGCCCGUCAGGCUUUGUGGGCACGCACUGCGAGAUCCAGCGGAACAGGUGUGCCAGUGGGCCCUGCCAGAACGGUGGGCGCUGCCACAGCGUUUUGGACGGCUUUGUGUGCGAGUGCCCGACCAAGUUCUCCGGGGAACUGUGUGAGGUCCCAGGUUGGUCUCCUUCAGACCCAUGUGAGCCAACCCCCUGUGAGAACGAGGCACCGUGCCACGCCCUAACGGGUGACUUUUACUGCGCCUGUCCCGAUGGCUACGAGGGCAAGACCUGUGCCCACCUCAGGGACCACUGCAGGACCACCCCCUGCCAAGUAAUUGACAGCUGCACCAUUGUCGUGGCGACCAAUGACUCCGCGGGCGAGGGUGGCUUUCGUCACAUCUCGUCCAAUGUGUGUGGCCCCCGGGGACGCUGUAUCAGCCAGCCCCGCGGCAACUUCACCUGCUUCUGUGACUCCGGCUUCAGCGGCACCUAUUGCCACGAAAACGUGAACGACUGUGUGAGUAGCCCGUGUCGGAACGGAGGCACCUGCAUCGAUGGAGUCAACUCCUUCCAGUGCUUCUGUCCUGAUGGGUGGGAGGGCCGGCUCUGUGACCUUAAUGUGAACGAGUGCAACCGUAACCCGUGUAAGAAUGGUGGCUUCUGUGUGGAUCUGGUCAACGACUUCUACUGCGAGUGUACCAACAACUGGAAGGGCAAGACCUGCCACUCCCGUGAGAGUCAGUGUGACGCCAACACCUGCAGUAACGGGGGCACCUGCUAUGACCACGGGGACGCUUUCCGCUGUGCCUGCCCCCCUGGGAGGGGCGGCAGUACCUGUAACACAGCCAAGAACAGCAUGUGUGUGUCCAGCCCGUGCUCCAACGGAGGCACCUGUGUGGGAGGCGGCGACUCCUUCACCUGCAUCUGCAAAGAGGGCUGGGAGGGCCCCACCUGCUCCCAAAACACCAACGACUGUAACCCUCACCCCUGCUACAACGGUGGUAUCUGUGUGGACGGUGUCAACUGGUUUCGAUGCGAGUGUGCCCCCGGGUUCGCCGGACCGGACUGUCGUAUCAAUAUAGAUGAGUGCCAGUCGUCUCCCUGCGCGUACGGUGCCACCUGCGUGGAUGAGAUCAACGGCUUCCGCUGCGUCUGCCCACUGGGGCGAACGGGCCCACAGUGCCAAGAGUUUAUUGGUAUCGGGAAGAGCUGCCACUAUGCCGGCCUGCAGUUCCUUCAUGGCAGUCGAUGGGAAGAGGAGUGCAACAACUGCCACUGUGUCGAUGGCAAAGUGGAGUGUACAAAGGUCCUCUGCGGACGGCGGCUGUGCCUUCUCCCAGGGUCAUCAAAGUCAACGGGUGAGGAAUGUGCCCAGGCGGGCCCAGGUGGGCAUGAGUGCCAGGAGCACAGCUACCUCGCCUGCUUCUCGCCCCCCUGCCAUCGUUGGGGGGUGUGCUCAUCCUCCUCCGGCAGUGGUGAGCCCGCACCCCAUGACCACACCAAGUGCCAGCCCAACAGUGGGCACCUGGACAACAGCUGUGCCCGCAUCACGCUCAUCUUCAACCGGGCCAAAGUGCCAGUGGGCACGACGGUGGAGAACAUCUGUUCAGAGCUGAGAUACCUGCCUGCCACCCGAUCCCUGGCCAAAGACCACGCCCUCCUUGUGCUCUGUGACCUCUCCUACACCAAUCAGGAUGCUGUAGAAGUUGCCAUAUCGUUCCAGCCGGAUGAGCAGCCUGACCACAGUCUGAUCCAAGAGGCGGCCAGCACCAUUGUGGGCACGCUGUCUAAGCGUCACAACAGCACAGUCAUGCUGGCUGUCAUUGAGGUCAAAGUGGAAACGCAGGUCAUGCCCCCCACAGUGGACUACCUUGUGCCCAUUCUGUGUGUGGUCUUCUGUGUACUCUGGCUCUUCUGCAUCAUUGUGUGCGUGUGGUGGACACGCAAGCGGAGAAAAGAGCGCGAGAGGAGGGUGCCCAUCGACGAGAGCGUCAACAACCAGUGGGAGCCCCUGCGGCCCGUUGGAGGACGUCAACAACAACCGCAGCUCAAAGACAACAAUGAGGCCCAACAGGAGCGCAAAAAGCUCAUGGGCUCCCCCUACAGGAUGCGUGAUGGAGGGGAGGAAGAGGAGGAGGAGACAGAGGGAGAGAUGGAGUUCGAGGAGGAGGACGUAGAAGCGGAAGCAGGCAAGGGGCCCGUCUGUAAGUACUCUAAAACCGGAGUGCAGUCCAAAGGGGAUGUGAUCUGCACUUUGCGGAGUUUGCCCUUAAAAACACCCAUCCGGACCACCACCAAAGACAACCUCUGGAAAAAUGUCAACGCCUCCCUGGCUGGCCAAGACGUCAAAGACCAUUUUGUAUGAACAAACAGGACUCUGAAACGGACUCACUCCACAGCCCCGACCGAGGAAAGAUGGGGAGGAUCCUAUAUAUUGUACUAUUAAAAGAGCGGCUUUUCA